AUGGCAGGGGAGACCUUCCCUUUCACCUCCUCCACCCUGCGCGCCCUCCGCCUGCAGCGGGAGUGGCUGGAGUGGGAGGACCGGCGGCGGGCAGCUGCCCGGCAGUGCCGGAGCCACAGGUGCCCCCCGAGCCCCCGGGCCCGGCUCACUAGGCCUCGCUGUGCCUGCCGUGACCCUGUGGUCCACAACGCUCUGUUCUCUGGCGACUUGCAGCAGGUCCAAGCCCUGUUCCGAGAUGAAGAGGCCGCCAACGUGAUCGUGGAGACCGUGAGCAACCAGCUGGCAUGGUCGGCUGAGCAGGUUCUGCACCUGAAAAUUGAAGGAGCUCCGGGUGACUUUGAUGGACCUUCCAGCUCUGCUUCUAUCCCUGGGCUUGUGAUUGGGAUGGCAGACACUAGGCUGGACCCGAAUGGAAAGGGAUGGUGCGCCAAGCUGCUGCUGGAGGCGGGAGCAACCGUGAAUCUGGCAGCCCGGGAGAGUGAGGUGACACCUCUGCAUGUGGCAGCAGCCCGCGGCCUGGAGAUGCACGUGGCCCUCUACCUGGAGCAUGGCGCGGACGUGGGCUUGCGCACCAGCCAGGGCGAGACGGCCCUGAACUCGGCGUGCGCGGAGGCCGAGGGCCCAGGCCGCAGCCUGCAGCGAGAGGCAGUGGCGCGCCGGCUGCUGGAGGCUGGGGCCGACGCCCGGGAGGCCGGGCGCAAGCGCCACACGCCGCUGCACAAUGCCUGUGCAAACGGCUGCGGGGGCCUGGCAGAGCUGCUACUGCAGCACGGAGCCCGCGCUGGGGUCCCCAAUGGGGCGGGCCACACACCCAUGGACUGCGCGCUGCAGGCCGUCCAGGACACCCCUAACUGGGAGCCCGAGGGCCUUUUCGCAGCGCUGCUGGACUACGGGGCACAGCCUGUGAGCCCUGAGAUGCUGAAAGUCUGUGCCUCCUUCCCUCGGGCUCUGGAAGUCCUGCUGAAUGCCUACCCCUGUGUCCCGUCCUGCAAUACCUGGGCUGAGGCUGUGCUCCCGGAGCUGUGGCAGGAGCACGAAGCCUUCUACAGCUCAGCCCUGUGCAUGGUGAACCAGCCCAGACGGCUGCAGCACCUGGCCCGGUUGGCUGUGCGUGUUCAGUUGGGUGGUCGCUGCCGCCAGGCUGCCACCCGCCUGCCACUGCCUCAGUUCCUCCGAGACUACCUGUUGCUGCGUGUUGAGGGACUCAUCCAGUGA
Choloepus didactylus (southern two-toed sloth) is the source of this 1215-nucleotide messenger RNA. It is a transcript of the gene ASB16, whose product is annotated as ankyrin repeat and SOCS box containing 16. The record is from RefSeq and is a predicted model, not a curated record. The coding region runs from base 1 to 1215 and encodes 404 amino acids. Gene Ontology annotation, molecular function: protein binding. Gene Ontology annotation, biological process: intracellular signal transduction. The transcript has 5 exons. NCBI's taxonomy places the organism in Eukaryota, Metazoa, Chordata, Mammalia, Pilosa, Megalonychidae.